GCUAGCGGUCGGCGGGGGAGAUCGGCGGGGUGAGCUGACCGAGCGAACCGGCGGCGUAACCGGCAGGGCACACAGAGCCCUCGGCACCGGGGAGUGGGGAGUUGCUACGCUGCCGUUGCCACGGACCCCUCCUGGCUCAUCCGUGGCCCGCACCAUGCUCAGGGGAAGCGCACGGCGCCGCAAGGGCGGUCGGAGCGGGGUUUCGGCCGCUCUGCCGGUACGCUGAGGUGCGCGGUGCUCUGCUGCCUGUUAACAGCCGGUGACCUCGGGUCACGCCAGUGCUAGCGAGGGAGAGCCCCCGGCGCCGACCGCAAAAGGGACUCGGCAGGGGACUCGCCGGCAGAAGCCCGUGUCCGGGUGCCGUCCGCGCCGCCGCUGCGCAGCCCCACCGUCGCGGAGCGAAGCAGACCGGGCGCGGUGGGCCGCCCCUCCCCGCCCCAGCCGGUCCCCAGCCCCAGUGCGGAGCGGCGCGGAGGGGGUGGCGGCAGCCCUGUGACUCAUGCCUGCGUCGCAGCAGAUCAACCGGCGAUUCACGCUUUUAAAAAAGCAAAUCCGAGCACUUCUGAAAAAAAGGUCAUCUCGCAUUAAAUUUCGCGGCGUGAUUGGUAUUCCGACGUCGUGUCUGGCUGAGUUUAUAAGCGGCGGGUCGCUCCCAGGCUGGAGUCGCCCUGCCUGCCUGGGCUCCGACAGUAGCAGUGUCCGCUCGGCCCCUCGCAAAUUCCACCCCUCGAAGGAAUAUCGGAGGAAACCCGGACUCCGGGAACUGGGGCUUUGCUGAAGGGAUGGCUUCCUCCGCUCCCUCGUCCUCCAACGACGCUCCGGACCCCGCCCCGACUAAUUUACGACCCACAACUUACGACUCGUGGUGCGGCGUGGCUCAUGGGUGCACCAGGAAGAUUGGGCUGAAGAUAUGCGGGUUCCUGCAAAGGACCAACAGCCUGGAAGACAAGAGCCGGAUUGUCAGCUCCCUGAAGGAAAGGCAGUCCUCCAAGAGCCUGCUGGCAUGCGAGAACAGCGAGAAGGAAUCCAGAUUCCGGCGCACCGAGACAGACUUCUCCAAUUUGUAUGCCAGAGAUUUGCUGCCCGCCAAGAAUGGCGAGGAACAGACCAUGCAGUUCCUGCUGGAGGUUGUGGACAUCCUCCUCAACUACGUGAGGAAGACGUUUGAUAGAUCCACCAAAGUGCUGGACUUCCACCACCCGCACCAGCUCCUGGAGGGCAUGGAGGGCUUCAACUUAGAGCUUUCGGACAAUCCGGAGUCCCUGGAGCAGAUCCUGGUGGACUGCCGGGACACGCUGAAAUACGGAGUGAGGACAGGUCAUCCUCGCUUUUUCAAUCAGCUCUCCACAGGGCUGGACAUCAUUGGCCUGGCCGGGGAGUGGCUGACAUCGACUGCUAAUACAAACAUGUUCACCUAUGAAAUUGCCCCUGUUUUUGUCCUCAUGGAACAAAUAACACUUCGAAAGAUGAGAGAGAUUAUUGGAUGGUCAAAUAAAGAUGGCGAUGGAAUAUUCUCACCUGGAGGAGCAAUCUCCAACAUGUACAGCAUAAUGGCUGCACGCUACAAGUAUUUCCCUGAAGUUAAAACCAAAGGCAUGGCUGCAGUCCCAAAACUGAUUCUCUUUACCUCGGAACAUAGUCACUACUCUAUAAAGAAAGCUGGAGCUGCACUUGGAUUUGGAACAGACAAUGUGAUUUUGAUAAAAUGCAAUGAAAGAGGCAAAAUAAUACCGGCUGAUUUGGAGGCAAAAAUUUUGGAAGCAAAACAAAAGGGAUACAUUCCUCUUUUUGUAAAUGCAACUGCAGGCACAACAGUGUAUGGAGCCUUUGAUCCAAUACAAGAGAUUGCAGAUAUAUGUGAAAAAUAUAACCUAUGGCUCCAUGUAGAUGCUGCCUGGGGAGGUGGACUCUUAAUGUCCCGAAAGCAUCGUCAUAAAUUGAAUGGAAUAGAAAGAGCCAACUCGGUUACUUGGAAUCCACACAAGAUGAUGGGAGUGUUGUUACAAUGUUCUGCCAUUCUUGUCCGGGAGAAGGGUAUACUUCAAGGGUGCAAUCAGAUGUGUGCAGGCUAUCUCUUCCAGCCAGACAAACAGUAUGAUGUAUCCUAUGACACUGGAGAUAAGGCAAUACAGUGUGGUCGACAUGUGGACAUUUUCAAAUUUUGGUUGAUGUGGAAGGCAAAGGGUACUGUAGGAUUUGAAAAUCAGAUCAACAAAUGCCUGGAGCUGGCAGAAUAUCUCUACACUAAAAUCAAAAACAGAGAAGAAUUUGAGAUGGUUUUUGAAGGGGAGCCAGAGCAUACAAAUGUAUGUUUUUGGUAUAUUCCGCCAAGUCUCAGGGGCAUGCUGGACUGUGAUGAGAGAAGAGAAAAAUUACACAGGGUGGCACCAAAAAUCAAAGCACUGAUGAUGGAGUCAGGUACUACGAUGGUUGGGUAUCAGCCUCAGGGCGAUAAAGUCAACUUCUUCCGAAUGGUCAUCUCAAACCCAGCAGCAACUAAGUCUGACGUUGACUUCCUCAUUGAGGAAAUCGAGAGAUUGGGGCAGGAGCUGUAGUACAUUGGUUGAAUUAUUUAUUUCUCUAAUUCACUGUUUUCCAGUACUGGCUAAUUUUUAAACCCAGUUCUGCAGAACAUGUUUUAAGGAAAUUCUCUUUCUGUAAGUUCCAAUCUCCUAAGACAUCCUUAAACAAAACAACUGUAGGAUACUGAAACAUAUAUAUAGGUAGAUCAUAUUACUGAGGGAAAAUGUAUUAUCUUGAAGUUGAAGUACUAUUGACUCUUACGUUGGUCUUGUUUAUUGUAGUCAGCAGGAAAUUAAUGAGUACUAAAAUAGCAAAUUAAGAACUCUGCACAGUAUAUAUGUACAGUAUAAAUAAAUAUAUAUAAUUAUAUAUAUAUACAUACAUAUAUAUAUAAAGUGGUUAUAAACUUAGAUCUAAGCCACAGCAUGUUUUCCACUUUAAGAGAAUUAACUUUUCCUUCAACAACUAAUAUGUGGAUAAUGUGCUACAGACUUUUCUGCCGGCUAAAAUUAGACAUAUAGAAACAUUUCUAAAAUGUAGAUUCUUAGGAGCUAAAGAAAGCGUGUAACAGUAUUAAAUCUUAUUGUUGGUGCUUCUCUUACAUACAAAACAGCAAUCUCUAACAGCACCUAUGAGUAUAAUAGUUGUAUUUCCCCUUUAGUGUCACAUCAGGGGAUAAUAGUAGCAGAGUCAGUGUAACAGGUAUAUUAUUGCUGUAUUUUUAGAGGUUAAUUUGUGUAGAUUGUGUAUAUUAUUGUUAAAUGACUUUGUGUAAAAGGAUUUAAAUGUAAUAGUUUUACAGCAAGAUAACUGUUGAAUUGUAGGUAUAUGAAAUAUUUGCUUAUUUAUAUGCAGAGAUUUACCAUGCUGAAGAGUUGUCUUGUAUUUUCUUCCAUUUGUAAUGUAUCCAAUUUAUAUAUUAUUGAAGUUCUAAAUAAUGUUUAUGGUAUUUUAGUGUCUUUGUGAGCCAAAGAAGAAAAGACAAAAAGUUAGUUGAUACUUUAAUUUAAAUCCUAGUGCCCUUAAAAUAAUAACUUACAGAUAAUUUUACUGAAUAUAAGGAAUUCUAACACUGUGUAUAGACUGUCAAAUGAUGAGAUCCCUUUAAUCUAUUAGAAUUAUCAGUUUUAUUUAUUGUAAUGUCAGACUGUUUGUUCAGUGUUCUGAAUGCUUUUCUAGUGAAUAAUUGUUGCUAACCAAGGCCCCUGAUUUUGAGUUGAAUUUCAGGAGUAAUCUCUAAAGGCCAUUUAACUAAAUUCUGAGGGAGUUUUAAGCAGCGUCACUCUUUUAGUGAAAUGGAAUUCACUAUGUGUUUGGAGCUUAUAAAAUAAAUAAAACCAAAAGUAAUCUCAGAAUCUUUAAGUAUACCUGGCUUGUCACAACGAUUUCAACUGGCUAGACUUUUCAAAGUAUAGGCACCAGAUUCAUCUACAGCUUGUUCAGUUUUAGUCAUUAGAUAAUCAAUACUACCGAAUGGAAAACUCCAUACUGGAAACAGAGUAGUGGAACAAAAUGAAGAUUCAAUAAUCCUCUGUCUACUGAGUUACUGUCAUGGUGAUAAAUGGAAUAUGCUAAUUUCAGAUCUUUUCAGACAGGAUUCUAUGGCUAUCUCCUAUGCAAGUCAGUAAUGAUUUGCUCCCCCUCCACCAAAUCAGUAAUAACAUUAAAUUAUUUUUGAAAGAGUCAGUGAAAUGCAGUAAUGCUAUGCAGUUUUCACAGCCUCUCUGGCCCCUCUCAGUCCUGCGUAAGGGCAGCUACAGCCAGGAAAGAUUUCCAUCCUGCAGGUCCCACUGGUUGUCUUCUGAGGAUGUUGUCCCACAUCUUGGGCUGCUUCAGAGCAGGGAGAAGGAAGAAGCUGUCAUUGUAAAUACUGUACCAUAUAGCACAGCCUUUCCAGCUUUUCACAGGUCUAUUGCUUAUCCUUCUUCCAUAAUCUUCUACUUUUCAAGUACAGACAGAAGUUUCUGUUAAAGAGGAAGUACAUGUUACAUUCUGAUUUACAGGCUUCUGCCUGAAUUCUGGUCUCUGUCAGUUUUACUUUACUCAAAGGGCAGCUACGGAAGAUUGAAAGAUUUUCCUCAGCCUUUCUUCUUUGUGAGAAACAAUAUGAAGCAUUAUAAUCAAUGCAAAGAUGCAUAACUGUUGACCUAGCUUCACUAGGGGAUUUUACAUCUGCCACACAAGCAGCAUCGUGCUCUUUGUGAUUUUUUCAACCAGUUAUUAGGUGGGAAUUUCUGGCUUCCUCCACCUCUGUAGUAGAGAUAUUUCAGCAACAGUAUUACUAAAGAUUCCAACUUACCCUUAAUCCUCUAACUUUAAUAUUUUAACCUCAUGGACCUUGUAUCCAGCUCAUCAUUUCAAUAUUCUAAUAAUAUUUUAUUGUAUUUGAAAUAUUGUAUCUCCUUAAAGCAUAUACCUCCUUAUAAACUAAGUGAAGAGAAUACUCCUUAUGUAACUGAUCAUAAAACUGUAGGAAAGACCAUAAUGUGGCAUAUCGGCAUUCGUACAGCAAUCCUUGGACAGUCCUGUCAUGUAGUCAGAAAUAGAUGUAGGUGUCUUCAGCACAUAUACAAUGUUUUGCUUGCUAAAAUUUCUACUUCUUCAUUUAAUAGAGUAUCUUGUGUUUUGGAGGUCAAAAGCAUUAGAGGUUCUACCUAUUGCCAUUGUUGGUUUGCAGUUAGGUGGGAAUAAUGGAGCUUCUCCUGCCUGUUUCAGAAGUGAGACAAUUAGCACAGAGGUGUUUUCUCUAAAGACAGGGGUGUUAGAUUUAUCUUCCUGCUUCUCUGCAUUUUAUCUUGCCUUUCUGUGGUGUUGUGUCUUGACACAGAUGACACAUACAAUUAGAUUUUUGCAAAGCUUUUAAUUCUAAGAACAGACUCUGGAGUGUUUUCCUAUUACAUAUACCAUGUUCCACAGGCACAGGGCUCCUACUAAUUUCUGACUUUCUUAGCUGAUUUUAACAGAGCAGUUAUGGUCAGCAGUGAUGAUAAAACUCAUCUGUGUUUUAUUCUCAGUAGGCAAUUUUCAUCUGAUAUGUAAGAUCUAAUAUGUUACAGCUUCUCAGACAAAGCUUACCUGGAAUUUGCCUGCAUUUUAAUCCAUACACUGUGAGAGAUCAGGAAGUACAGAUGUACAGUGGUGUUGACUAAUUCAAAACAUUGCAAUUCCAGGAGAGUAACUUUGUUUUCUGAGGUUUAAAAUAUACUCUAAGGUAACAAUUUUGCUUUAAAAUCACAUGAACAAUCACUGUAAUUUUGUGGGGGUGAAUCAAACGAACAGUAGGCAAUAGCUGAACAAACAAUAGCUGAACAUGUAGCUGCAGUGCUUAUUAACUGGCGUAAUUUAUUUGGAAAAGACUGACCAUUGGAUAAAAAUCAACAGCAGCUGUUGAUUUUGAAUGAGAAGAAUUCUGACUGUAUUAUUAAAGGCAUGUUUUAGAGAAGGUAGAUAAUACCAUUCGCAGCAGACAGACGGAACCAGAGGCCUUGGGAAUAAUGCAGGAUUUUAAAAUCAUCAUUGACUUAGUUCAUAAUCUGUUUUUUGAAUGGUGACAAAUAUGAAGAGAUUUUUUAAACAGAAUCUCUGUUUUGUGGUUGAAGAAAUGUUGAAGUUAUAAAGAAGAUAUGCAAUGCAGUUUUAAUUUUUCAAUAAAAAUUGAUCUUAAAACUGUAUAAUUUGUCUCAUAUAAUUUUUGUAAGCUUUUUUGUUUCCCUAAGAAUAGGAGACAAAAGCCAUACAAUGUUAUUGCUCACAUUAAAAACAGUAAGGUGAAUAGUAAGACUAUUGUUUAGUUUUAGUUGUGAAUUGAACGUGAGCUUGUACCAAUGCAGACUGAGGAGGAACCACAAGCUCUGAACCUUGUUUGGUUUGAAUAGGGUUGUCGAGACAUUAGUACUGUGUAGAAAUGCUAAAAAAUAGGGAAUCUAAAAAUCUUAGUGUGGUGUUUUGUGUGGUUUCCGAAAUUAUCAUCCAACUUUUACAGGGGAUCUGAGAAAGUAAAGAGGAACUUUGAAGUGGGUAAAGAGUAUAAGGUCAAGCCCUUGUGGUAAAAACCCUGCUAUUUAAUUUGUGGAUAUAUUCAUAAAACUUAUUUCUUGUAAUGCAGAUCUUACUCCCAAGGAAGACUUGAAUACAUGCUCACUUUGCACACUUUUGAUCUCCGUGUUUGUUUAUUAAGCACUUUUAAACCUGCACACAAUUAGAACUAGGAUAUUUUUAUGCUAUGAAAAAUCUACUUGAUUGAAAAAGAUCUUUUCUGUAUGUAAAAAACUGCAGGACAGAAACAGGCAUAAAGGUAUUUUGAACAGUGUUAUGUUUCAGCACUUCUGUGCUUGUCUUGUUCGGAAGUAAUAUGGAGAAGGCAAGAGGAGCCCUCAGGGUCAUAUGACAAUACAUGGUGUGAUCAGUACUAUGGAAUCUGGGUGCCUGAUUGCAAAAGCAUUUAAAGUCUGCAUAACAAAAAAUCUGUGAGUAUUCUUAGAGUCAGUUAGAGUUGGGUUUCUUUGUUCAGCCACUUCUGUAGUAAGUGUUAUAAUGCACAGUCUUUUACAGUAAAAAUGUUUAUUUGAAACAGAAAUAAAUGAGAUAUUGGCAGCUUUAUUUUGUGAGUAAAGUAAAAAUGUUUUGUAAGACUGAUUUUGGAAAAAUUUUACAAGCGAAGACUAAUUUUGCUACCACAGAAGUCAACAGGAGAGCUGUUGCUGAUUGCAUGAAUCAAUCUUUCCCAUUCUUGGAAAUGGAAGACCAUUUCCUAAUAAAAAACCAGAAUGUGACCAUAAGUCUGAAGUAGGAAAAAAUACUUAAAUUCUUAUAUUCUCUAAAAAAAAGGGCUAUGCAUAAUGCAGUAACAUCAAACAAAUUCAAUGCCUUUUAUAUAGAAACAUAGAUGUUUUAAAAUACACUGGAAACUAAGUUUGAGCAUAAAAUUAUUGAAAUGUAAAAUUUAUAAGAAUGGGAUAACUUCAGGGAAACACUUUUUUUUCCUAAUUGUACUUGAAGGAAGCAUAAUAAUGACAAAAUACAAGUCUUUCCCUGUAUAAAUAUAAUACAAAUUAAAGCUUCUGUGGCAAAGCUUUUGGCAUAUGGUAUGUCUUUAUCUAUCUAUGCAUGAUAUAUACUUGAUAUAUAUCACAUAUAGCAUUAAAAAGGUGAUUAAAAAUUUUGGAUUCCAGACCAUAGUUUGGGGUAAUUUGCCAUUCUUUUACAGGAGUUAAAACAUUACUAAUUUGUGGGGCAGGGGGCUUGUAUACCAAAUAUAUUGAAAAAUAACACAUUUUGAAUUCAUAAAAGCAUUGAAUUAUUUUUUGAUGAUAUAGACAAAUUCUGAUUAAUCGCUGCUUCAUGAAUUAUCCAUAGAAUUGUCAUUUGUUUUAACAGUAUGUAACAAAUCUGAUUUUGAUUGCUUUUAGGGUAGGGUGAGCAUCCUUCAAGUAGGAUGAGUUUUCUUAAGAACAGUUUUCUUUGCAAGUUAAAGAAUUUUAUGCAGCAAACCAGGCAUGAGGAAAAUACAUACUGCAAAGAAACUUACUAAGUCCAUUAGCAUGAAAAUACCAUGAUGUAAAGCACUAAAAAUUAUGGAAGAUGAUUGCAUCAUGUGUGAGUAUUAAGGAGUGUUCAGCUUACAUACAGAUUUUUCAAUGAAAUGUUAGGACUACAAUGAGAAUGGUUGCAGUUGUGUACAGCUCACUGUGGUCAACAGAUUUACAUCUGUCUGAAUUUCUUCUUUAGUGUUCUAUAAUUUGCAAGUUAUAAAAGUUAUGCUUGGGGCGAUUAUACAUGAGUCAGGAGUACUACUCACUCAAGAACUGCAACUAAGUUGAAGAGGAAAUGAGAAGGCGCAAGCAUUGACUGAAAGUAAAGUUUAAAAGGAAGGAUGGCUGCAUAAUGUGAAAAGAUCAGACUUCUGGACAAAGCAGAAUAAAAAUUAUGGUUAGAAUAAAAGAUAAGAUGCAAGCAGAAUUUUUUAAGUAGACCUGGUAAAGAAAGAAAAAAAGUCUGUUUCUCUGUUUUUCAGGUAAUCUGCUCAGCAUCUGAAUAGAAUUAUUUCAGACUGGAUAAGUAUACUUCAUUAUGUGUAUUUGUGAGUGUAUUUGUAUUUCUUGAUAUAAAACACAAGGACACAUGCAUGUACAUAAAUGAAGUCUUACAUCAUGUUGACUGUUUUGUGUAGGACUUUUCAGGACAUCUGCAAAGAUUCUUGAAGUAUAAUAUUAUCAAGUAUAUCAUUAAGGAAAUAGUAAAUUGUUUUCCCUUUGAAAGUACGUGUGUGUGUGUGUGUGUGUGUGUUGUGUAUGUACAUGAAGGAUUCAAUCUCUACCAUGAGAAAUUCUUAAAUUAUAUAUGUUUUAACAGGAUACCACUCUAGUUCAUCUGAGAACAGUUGGUUUGAGGCCAGAAUGAGUGUGAAAAUUUUUGGCCUUGUUUUAUGUGCAAAGAUGUUGUGCCACAACAACAAAAAUACAUGAAAUCAUUGCAGGUGAUAGGAAAUGGAGAAAAACUAAGUUUAACCUUUCAAGAAACCUAAAAAAAUGUCACUACAAGCAAAAUCAACAAAUGUAAGUACAAUUUCUCUAACUUAGAUUUAUAGAAGCCUAUCAUCCGUGACUACAAUGUAAGCUGAAGCUUACACUAUUGAAGCCAUAUCUGCUUGGUGUGACAUCAGCAAGAGUUUGGAUGAUGCUGGUGUAUAAAGCAAGCAUACUGGCCUUC
Molecule: messenger RNA, 9231 nt
Organism: Strigops habroptila (Kakapo)
Lineage: Eukaryota; Metazoa; Chordata; Aves; Psittaciformes; Psittacidae
Gene: GAD1
Product: glutamate decarboxylase 1
Exons: 17
Coding region: 783-2555 (590 amino acids)
Biological process (GO): GABA biosynthetic process
Cellular component (GO): cytoplasm; presynaptic active zone
Molecular function (GO): pyridoxal phosphate binding; glutamate decarboxylase activity
Source: RefSeq, a predicted model, not a curated record